Lathyrus oleraceus (garden pea) is the source of this 1587-nucleotide messenger RNA. RefSeq names its product photosystem II stability/assembly factor HCF136, chloroplastic. The record is from RefSeq and is a predicted model, not a curated record. Gene Ontology annotation, molecular function: protein binding. The transcript has 9 exons. Bases 79 to 1257 code for a protein of 392 amino acids. NCBI's taxonomy places the organism in Eukaryota, Viridiplantae, Streptophyta, Magnoliopsida, Fabales, Fabaceae.
CGAAACCGUUAUUGUGAUUUGGGAUAAGGCAGAUAGAUAUACACACUUAACAGAUAGAAACACAGCGAGUUCAUUCCAAUGGCGACUCUGCAAUUCACAUUCACCGAUUCAGCUACUCUAUGCAGACCGUUAUCUCAAUCACCUUCUAAAUCCGUCGUUCAUUCUCGAACCCGAAGCUUCGUCGUCAAAGCUUCUUCCGAACUCUCCAGAACGAGGAGACAGUUCAUCGCGGAAACCACGGCUAUAUCGGUGUUAGUACCUUCUCAGUUGGCGAAAGCUGAAGAAACUCUUUCUGAGUGGGAAAGAGUUUAUCUACCUAUCGAUCCUGGUGUUGUGCUUCUAGAUAUCGCUUUUGUGCCUGAAGACCCUAACCAUGGUUUUCUUUUGGGGACGAGGCAAACACUUUUGGAGACUAAAGAUGGAGGAAACACUUGGGCUCCGCGAUCUAUACCAUCUGCAGAAGAUGAGGAUUUUAACUAUAGGUUUAAUUCUAUCAGCUUCAAAGGGAAAGAAGGAUGGAUAGUGGGGAAACCUGCAAUUCUGCUGUACACUUCUGAUGCUGGAGAAAGCUGGGAAAGGAUACCACUCAGUGCUGAGCUUCCAGGCGAUAUGGUAUACAUAAAGGCAACUGAUGACAAGGGUGCGGAGAUGGUGACCGAUGAAGGUGCAAUAUAUGUUACCUCAAACAGAGGAUACAAUUGGAAGGCUGCUGUUCAGGAAUCAGUGUCGGCUACGCUUAAUAGAACAGUUUCUAGUGGUAUUAGUGGUGCAAGUUAUUACACUGGAACUUUCAAUACUGUCAGUCGAUCUCCCGAUGGAAGGUAUGUUGCAGUUUCAAGUCGUGGCAACUUCUACAUGACCUGGGAGCCUGGUCAGGCGUACUGGCAGCCACAUAACAGAGCAGUCGCUAGAAGAAUCCAAAACAUGGGAUGGAGAGCUGAUGGAGGUCUGUGGCUUCUUGUCCGUGGAGGUGGUCUUUAUCUCAGCAAGGGCACAGGGAUAACUGAAGAAUUUGAGGAAGUUCCUGUUCAAAGCCGGGGGUUUGGCAUUCUUGAUGUUGGGUAUCGUUCAACGGAUGAGGCUUGGGCAGCAGGUGGGAGCGGUGUUCUCUUGAGAACUAAUAAUGGUGGCAAGUCAUGGAUUCGUGACAAAGCUGCCGACAACAUUGCUGCAAAUUUAUACACAGUAAAGUUCAUUGAUGACAAGAUGGGAUUUGUAUUGGGAAAUGAUGGAGUCUUGCUUCGCUACCUUGGAUAGAGCUUUAAUUCAACAUGGUUUGUCAACUCAAUUGCAAUUUUGUAGCAGAUUAAAUAUCCAUGCUUAGUACUAUUCAUUACGCUGAAGAGAGCUAUUGGAACAAAUCAAAAUUCCUUGAUUUCAUGCCGAAAAGUGUUGGGAGAUGUGGGAACAUUCUUCAUCACUAUGAAUAUAUUAUGUCAAUUUAACAUUGUAAUUGCCAUACUACUAUUACAUUUAAAUGCAAAGUGCUAUAUGCUAUAUAUGUUGUAAUGUAGAAGCCGAGUGCACAGUUUCAACAAUCACUAGUAACUCAUGAUUCUAAAUUAACUUCAAGACUCUUAAGUAUCA